AUGAAUCUCCGUCAGGCGCAGCGCUCUCUAGCCGACCUGAUCUCCAAGUGCGAAGCUGCACACAUUCGACUUCCUGAGGACGCUCUCGAGGCGCGGGCUGAGGCCGUGGAAGCCAUCAUCCACUCGUUGAGAAAUGAAAAGCCAAACUUGAACGAUGCACAAGAGGAACUGCUGCAGAAGUUUGGCAUCCAGACGGAGUACCAGCAACGACUGGAAAGCGCACAAGUGAAGCGACAGCGACAGCGUCGUCGUCAACCUCUGUACACAAACACACGUGGUUGUCCCGUAGCGCCAAGUCACGAUGAUGGCAUUGAUGGAGAAGUGCGCGUGUCUAGCACUGUGACUGACAGCCUGACGGCCAAUUCCAAGCGGCCAGUUUCGAGCCAGGACUCGAGCGAGAGGGCAUCUGAUGAGGGGACACGUACCAAGAAGGCCAAAAGCUCGAGGACGACGGAUACCGUCUCCGAGUCUUUGGUCGUCACAGACGAACCCGUGCCUCCUUCUUCGUCGUGCUUCCAGUCGAGCAGCACCUGUCAAAGCGACAGCAUCUCAUCUGGAAGCCCUGGCAACGAAAUGGCGUACCUACUGGAAGACUUGGACGAAGCCGAAGGAGGGGACAGGGUCUUCUUGCACGUUGCUGCUCCUCUCGUCUAG
This is a messenger RNA of Hyaloperonospora brassicae, 654 nucleotides long. Lineage: Eukaryota; Oomycota; Peronosporomycetes; Peronosporales; Peronosporaceae. The record is from the annotation of a GenBank genome assembly.